CAGGCCCAUCUCCAUCGCCGCCAACAAAGCAUCCCGGCUCGGGUAACGGACUCAACGUUAACGUCCCGGAGUACCCUUGGAUGAAGGAAAAGAAAACCACUCGUAAGCAGCAUCAAGAGAGCGGGGAAAAUGGCAUGCCCAGAAGACUACGAACAGCCUACACCAAUACGCAACUCCUAGAGUUGGAGAAAGAAUUUCACUUUAAUAAGUAUCUUUGUAGACCUCGUCGCAUUGAGAUUGCCGCUUCUUUGGACUUAUCUGAAAGGCAAGUGAAGGUGUGGUUCCAGAAUCGACGAAUGAAACACAAAAGACAGACUAUGAUGAAUAAGAGCGACGAAAAGAGUAACUCUGGAGGAGGAGGUGACAGUGGCACUGAGAGCGUAGAGAGAAUCGAAAAUAAAGAAAAUUCAAUGGAUAAAGAAGACUCUUCUAUAUCGUCGAUUCCUAACCCACACGGACAUGAUGACCAGACUGAAUGUAAUGUUUAUGCAUCAGAAAAGACAGACUCUUGUUGUGGACGAACUACAGCAUCCCCAGCAAAGUCUGAAUCCAGCUUGAAUGGGACAUUGACGGACAAUGAUAUUCCUGUUUCUCGACCUCCAAUAACAGAUAUAGCAACUGAUGUCAGUGAGUCGUUACAUGUUAUUCAGGGAGAUCAGAUACCAGUCAAUGGAGUAAAGACCCCAGAAGGUCCUUCUAUCGUCCAACCAGUUGCAGCUUCUGGUGAUCGUGUCCAUCCCAGCAGCUCAGAAUCUAGUUCCACUUCUUCAGCCAUACUUGUGAAGAAUUCGAAUGAGUUUCAGACAGCCAACAAUUCCCAUGUUCUAAUAAACGGCGGCGUGUGUAUCAUGGGUUCUACAAAUCGAAGGUCAGAUGUCUGUAUAUCGGAGCGUAACUGUGGUCAUUGUCAUCCACCUUGUUCUGUCUUUCAUUCUGGCUCAGCACAAGAAUCCACCCUCAGAAGCAGUCCGACUUCUGGUUAUUCGUGCCCUCAAGUGCGACCUGUAGGAUCCCCUGCCUUCCAACGACCACGGAUUUACAAUGGGCCAUACUCAACGGAUGGGAUGGUCAGUUACUCUUCCAGUGGACAACGAGGGGCCACUCCUCCUCUUGUAUCUCCCUACUGCUAUAGAACACCUCCACCAGCCCACCUACAACAUCAACAAAGGGUCCACUCGGAGAUGUCUUAUAACAUAGCCGGAAACCCUGAUAGCUACCGCACGGGCUCUUCGGCUUCCACCAUGUUUUAUCACCCAUCAGGUCAUGGCCCUACUCCUCCUCCUCCCACAGCGAGCUGUGUACAGUCUCCUGCAACUACGUAUCCUUUACCAGAAACACAGAAUACUCCAGCUCCUCCCGCCAUUAUGAUGAAUCCAAACGCCCCAGGACAGCUCAGGACAAACUUUCAUCCUCCUCCUCCGCGUCAGUAUGGGUACGAGAAUGCUGUAGAACACGGGCCUGUCAAUCAAGCAAUAUCUCCUCACCAACACCCACCCCUUCCUCCACAUCCCUAUAUGCAUGACUACCGGAUACACAACGCAGACUACAGGCAUUAUGGCAACUACAGCCAUGACACCAGCGCUUUGAACAGCAGUGACUCGUAUAUCGCCAAUGGAAUGAACAACAACGCUAGCAACUUAUCUUACUGUUAUAACCCAUAUCGAGCAGAGGGCUGUAUGACUGAUGACGACAAAAAUUACACAUCACCUAACGGCCAAAGUGUGUACUGUGAUCUAUCAAACAGCAGUGGCAACCGAGUGCCAGACUACAGUGCCACAGCUCCCAAACAAACUUUUCCAUCAACCCCGACGUUUUACGAUCCCUCUGGCUCCGUGGGAGACACGGCAAACAUUCCUACUUAUAAUUCGUCUCCAGAUCAGUACAAUGGACACUGCUCUACAGACAGUGAACUGAGUUUCAACUAUGCUGGCUACUACGACUCUGGAAACUAUGGAGAGAGCCCGUGUGGAACAACACAGUUCAACUUCCUCAGUAACAUUGAAUAUUCAACACCAGAAUAUUACCAAUUAACCUAACUUUAGAAAUGAUUAUCACCGUGCGUGUAAAUACGUUUCUAGUACUUUUUGGUCUUAUAUAUUUUCUACCCAAUGAGACGUACAGAACUGGAACUGUUU
Limulus polyphemus (Atlantic horseshoe crab) is the source of this 2135-nucleotide messenger RNA. Its product is annotated as segmentation protein paired-like. The record is from RefSeq and is a predicted model, not a curated record. Bases 81 to 2036 code for a protein of 651 amino acids. Gene Ontology annotation, molecular function: DNA-binding transcription factor activity, RNA polymerase II-specific; DNA binding. Lineage: Eukaryota; Metazoa; Arthropoda; Merostomata; Xiphosura; Limulidae. The transcript is spliced from 2 exons. Gene Ontology annotation, biological process: regulation of DNA-templated transcription.